AAUUAUGUUUAUCAUCAUUGUAAAAAAAUUUAUUUGUUGGUUACCUUAAUUGAUGUUUUUAUUAUCACAAAUAUCGGUGUGUUUGUUUAUAAUAAUUAUUGAUUAGUAAUGAAGUUGAUCGUAGUAUUAAUAGACGAACGCAACUGCCAGUUGGAAAUAAUUAGUGGCGACCACAAAACACUAGCGGGAGUUGUUGUUGUUGUUUAACCUAGAAAAUUUUAGAAUGGGUAACGAGUUUAGAGAUUUGGCUGACGAUUUAGAAAAUUGGAUGUCGCGGUUACCACAAAAUGUGCGACAAAUACCAAUUACUAAUAUUUCUAUCCCAGGUUCUCAUGACAGCUUUACAGCCAACAUUACGAAAGACUCUGAUAUAUCCCCUGAUGCCGAAGAUAUAGUUAAAGAACUCUCAAUUUUGGGCCCCUUAUUUAAAGAGGUCAUAGCAAGGUGGUCACGAACUCAAAGCUUUUUAGCCAAUGAUCAACUUAUUAGAGGUAUUAGAUAUUUUGAUAUUAGAACUUCUACAAAAGAAGGAACUGACGAAUUUUAUAUAGUACAUAGUUUGUAUUCUGUACCGCUACAGGGUUGUUUAAACGAAAUAAAUGCUUUCUUAUCUACUCAUCCGCAGGAAGUAGUAAUAUUGGAUUUUCAACAUUUCUUCGGUUUUGAUGAUAGUAUUCAUAAAAGACUGACACAAGAUAUUAUUAAUACGUUUGGAGGUAAAUUAAUACCAUAUACAAAUGAAAUUAAUACAAUUACAUUAAAAUCGAUGGCUAGCAAUAAAUACCAGAUAUUUGUUAUAUACCGUGUAAAGGGCACAACUUUUUGGCCUGCCGAAACGUUUCCAAAUCCGUGGCCCAAUGUGGACUCAAAAGAAGCCCUGAUUAAUUCUUUGGAUAACAACCUUGCAAAAAGAAAUCCUAAUAUCCCGUUUAUUUCCCAAUGUGUUCUUACACCAGACGCUGGAUUUAUUAUUGCCAACUUUUUAAGUUCAUUGGAAGAAAAAUGUGCAAAAGAAUUAGAGUUAGAUAGAUUAAAAUGGAUAGAGGCUCAGAAGGCUGGGAGAGGGGGACUGAAUAUUAUUAUAGCUGACUUUAUAGAAUUAUCGGAUUGUAAAUAUGUUAAAGAUGUUAUUAAUGCUAAUCAAUCGCUACUGAAUACCAAUUAAGUAUAAAUCUGUUUAACAAACUGUGCCAAAAGUGUUAAAAACAAUGUAAAGUAUUAGAAGACCAAAUUUUAUUAUUAUACACAUACAAAAAAAAACAUAUACUGUAAUGUUAAAUAAAUAUAUUUAAUAUUA
Messenger RNA from Diabrotica virgifera virgifera (western corn rootworm), 1297 nucleotides. RefSeq names its product PI-PLC X domain-containing protein 3. Bases 224 to 1165 code for a protein of 313 amino acids. The record is from RefSeq and is a predicted model, not a curated record. Gene Ontology annotation, biological process: lipid metabolic process. NCBI's taxonomy places the organism in Eukaryota, Metazoa, Arthropoda, Insecta, Coleoptera, Chrysomelidae. The transcript has 5 exons. Gene Ontology annotation, molecular function: phosphoric diester hydrolase activity.